AAGUAUAUUUCCUUCCUUUAUUUUCGUUAUUUACUUUUACGAUAAAAUAAAAUAAUAGUGAAAGAUUUGAAUUCAGUGUUUAAGAGUGCAGCGUUCGAAGACGUAUUAAAACUAGUUAAAGAAAGAGAAAGAGAGAGGGAGAGAGAGAGAGAGAGAAGGAAUCAACGAGAGAAUGCAGUAUCGUGAAGGUCGAGUGAGUGACAGAUGGCACGCGAAGGUAGUACCAGGAGAUUGUGAGAGUUCGUGCUUGCGCACCGAUGCAACGAGGAAGGCGGUUCUUUGAGUCGAUGCUGCGUGUCGUAUUCAGAAGCUCGGCCGCGCCUUAAGCGUUUACAAUGACGUUGAUAUCGCGAGGAUAAGAAAAAAAGAAGCAAGAAAAAAGGGUACGGUAAGAGGAAUUAAGAACGUUGUUAGUGUGUAGUAUGUGCGAAUUCGACGCGAGAAGAAACGAAAGAAGAAGAAGAAGACGAAGAAGACGAAGGGGUAAACUCGAGAGGGGUCUCCUCCUCUCGUGUAGGUAGUAGUAGGUCUGUGGACAUACCGAUCGAGUGAGUGAGAUAGAUACAGAGAGAGAGAGGGGAAAAGAUAGAGAGAGGCCAGUUAGUCUGACUGACCCAGAUUUUCGUGGUUCGGACGAGACGAGGGAAAAGAAAAGACAGCAGGAGGAGACGCGGACUAUCUGAAAUGGGCCACGACGCAGCCUGGAGCUAAAUUAGCCGCGAUGUCCAAUAAGAGUAAGACUCAGCCGCAGCAGCAGCAGCGUCCAUCGCACGUGAUCAAGCCAGUGGAUCAGGUGCCACCGCGGUAUCAACCGCCGCCGCAACCUACCAGCGGCAUCCUGAAGAAUCAUCCACACUUUAGCAGUACCACUACAGUACCACCACCACCACUAUCGACAGUCAACACGGUACUUCAAAACACCGGUCAGGGUACGGCCUCGACCUUGACUCAUCAUCAUCAUCAUCAUCACCAUCAGCAACAUCAGCAGACGACGCAAGCAAGAAACGCGUCUCAGCAGAAGGAUGCCCAAGGCAAAUACUCGCCAAGGAUAGAACACAGGCAUCAUCCACAAGGUGCUGCUGCUACUGCUAAUCUCUUAACGGGUGCAGCCUCGACCACGGCUUCUGCCAAAAGUCAGGCUUAUCUUCAAACUAAGAUCGGACAAGGACAAUAUCUCCCACCUAACAGUCAGUAUCCUACCAUCAGUAGCAGUAGUAGUGCUAGCAAUCAACCUGUACCGAGCAGACAGAGGAUCACCGACGAGGAGUUCCUUAGACUCGGUCCUGUGGAGAUGCUCAAGUUUGUACGAAAGACAGAGAGUGACAUCGCACGGCUAGCUGCCGAGCAAAAUCGUCAAAUACAAAGCUUGCUCAGUGAGCUUCGUGCGCUGAAGGAGGCCAACCAAAGACUCAGCGACGACAAUCAGGAGUUACGCGAUCUUUGCUGUUUCCUGGACGAUGACCGGCAAAAGGGUCGGAAGCUGGCAAGAGAAUGGCAAAGAUUUGGUAGGUACACAGCCAGCGUUAUGCGACAGGAAGUAUCAGCUUACCAGAAUAAAUUGCGGCAACUGGACAACAAGCAGCAGGAGUUGAUAAAGGAUAAUCUGGAACUGAAGGAGCUCUGCCUGUAUUUGGACGAGGAACGAGGAGGGGUUCAGAGGGACGACGGGGAUGGAUCGAGUUCGAGUACGAAUGCGGAGGAAACCGCACCACCGAGGCCGAGACACACUUCUACAUUUAACGACCAAACUAUGCAAUAUGUAAGAAGUUUGGAGCAACGUGUUAAACAGUUGGAGGAAGACAAAAGUGUUCUACAGGCAAGAGCUAGAGGAUGGGAAGCAUUGCCAGGUGAAGUCUGGGAAAAUCCAAACAGUCCAAGUGACAAUUCUCAUAUUGGAAGUAGACCUGAGGCUGUCGUACGAGCUCUUCAAGUUCUCGAAGUUAGAGAACAGUUGGAAAGAGAAGGUGGACAUGACGGCGAGAAGGCUCUAGUUCGAGAGAUGUGUAAUGUUGUAUGGCGUAAGUUGGAAGAAGGGCCACAAACAAGGCAUUAGAAAAGGUUCUAAAAGUGCAAAUUUAUCGAUUACGAUAUUAGAAAUAUUUUUACGCAAUAUUCCAACGCCUAUGGCGUGUCAAUAGUAUUAUAAUAGUUAAUAUGGCCAAUGUGUUAUGUAUUUUAUAGAUUUAUAUAUAUAUAUAUAUAUAUAUAUUAUAUAUGAUGAUGUAUAUGUUUACAUAUGGAUUCGUUCCAAGUGAAAGCGUUGUAUUAUUAUAGCGAUAAUAUCGAUCUAUUUAUGUAAAACUUGUAGUGCCGUUGGCUUGCCUAGAUCGACUGUUAAUAAACUCUAUUUUUAUUAA
This is a messenger RNA of Vespula pensylvanica (western yellowjacket), 2357 nucleotides long. RefSeq names its product coiled-coil domain-containing protein 85C (gene Ccdc85). The transcript has 4 exons. The coding region runs from base 722 to 2053 and encodes 443 amino acids. The record is from RefSeq and is a predicted model, not a curated record. Lineage: Eukaryota; Metazoa; Arthropoda; Insecta; Hymenoptera; Vespidae.